Messenger RNA from Zea mays, 328 nucleotides. Its product is annotated as exportin-T-like. Bases 16 to 327 code for a protein of 103 amino acids. Gene Ontology annotation, biological process: tRNA re-export from nucleus. Gene Ontology annotation, molecular function: small GTPase binding; tRNA binding. NCBI's taxonomy places the organism in Eukaryota, Viridiplantae, Streptophyta, Magnoliopsida, Poales, Poaceae. Gene Ontology annotation, cellular component: nuclear pore; nuclear matrix; cytoplasm. The record is from RefSeq and is a predicted model, not a curated record. The transcript has 4 exons.
GAGGAAUCAUCACCAAUGGCUAUUAGCCUUCAACAAAUUAUUGUUGCAUUGAAUAUGGUCAGCAAGGGCUUCAAUGAGCGUCUUGUGAUGGUAAAUAGGCCAGCUAUUGGGAUCAUGUUUAAGAAAACCCUUGAUGUAGUUUUGCAAGUCCUUGUUUCAUUUCCUAGCGUGAGACCUCUGCGAUCUAAGGUCAUAUCGUUUCUGCAUCGUAUGAUCGAGAUAUUAGGUCUCUCAGUGCUUCCCUGUAUUCCAAUUGCACUAAGACUAUUGCUUCUUGACAACGAGGUGUUUCAAUUAUAUUUUAAUGACAAACCUCUGUUUUCUUAAU